AAUGAUAACGUUUGACGUGCUUGUUGUCAAAUUGAGUGACAAAAAUUUGACUGAUAAGCACUUUCAGCUUACGCCAAUUGUCACAACUUGAGCUUUAAAUUUUUCUCCUCCUUCCUCUUUUUACCGGCGUUUUUUGCCUCUUCUUGCCUUUUGUUUUUCUUGUUUCGCCUUCAUCUGUGUUUGGCACCGUACACUUGAUUAGUCAAUGUGUGUGUGUAACGUUUCUUUCAUUUUAAUUGAUGUUCUUUUCUCUAUUUUCUCCUCCUUUUUUCGACAGAUCAACUGAAUAACAAGUGUGUUUUUUGGUGGCGAAAGGCGCGACAAUGCUCAAUGAGGUUUGGUCUCAACAUCCCAUCUCAUUGAUUCAAUCAAACUUCAAUCCUGGAUAGACUCAAUAAAAUCAGUUAUCAUACGAUUUACUAAGCUUAGUUGAUCUGGGAAAAGUGAAAAGUGUAAUUCAUAUCCAUCAGUAAAUAUUAAAAGUGUUUUUCCUGCUAGAAAAAAAAGAAUUACCAAUUGGAUUAAUCAACAUGAUAAACGGCAAACUGUUAUUUGUUAUCGGUCUUCAGACUAUCUUUGUUUAUGGACAACCUAUUUUCACCCCAAUGGCUGGCCAAUUUGGAUUACCAUUGGAUACUUUAGGAGCAGCAACAGGGUAUGCAGGUGGUGGAGCAGGUUUUCCGUUACUCAGUCCAAUGGAGCUGAACGCAAUCAUGGCAGCUCAAGUAAGAGGAGGAAACUUUAAGAGUGCUUUCACUCCUGACACUGAACCACAGGGAUAUUCUGGAUAUUCUGGAUUUGGUGGAAACAACAAUGGAUUUAUGCCAAACUUUGAAGAAGGCUUUAACAAUGAUGGCAACAGUGAAUUUUACGAGGCUCCCCAACACGGUGAACCUUUCCCUGUACAACAAGAAGCUGAACCUCAGAUGAAGAAACCAGAACCCAAAGGUCGAGACAAUCGAGGUCGAUACCACAAGGAUGAGGCUUCAGAAGGACCAGUAGAAGGUGAACAUUCAGAGGGACCACAAGAACCAAGACAUGAACAAAACCCAAGACAUCACCAAGCACACCGUGAAUCAGGUCCAUCCAAUGGACAGUCUCAUCAAAGAGGAGCUUAUCGGGAAGAAGAACGAGAAUCUGCUGAACCCAAUUACAAUGAACCCGCUUCUGGUGGAGCUUAUCGGGAAUAUCGAGGUUCAAGUGGACCCAGUUCUGCUGCUGAUGAAGGUUCUGAUGGUCCUGAGGGUAACCCUGGUAGCCCUGGUAGUCCUGGUAGUCCCGAGCCUUACUCUAGAGAACAAGAACGGGAAACAUAUCGUGAUGAGGCUCCAGAACAUUUCCGUGACAAUUCCAGACUCAGACACAACAACUAAUCUACUAAAAUCAUUAACAAUUUUCACUAAUCACUUCACUUUUUUUUAUUAACAUUUGUUCCUCAAUUGUAACUGUUUAUCAAUCACAUUACCAAUCAUGUCAACCGGUUUGAAAUUGGUAGUGUAACGUAAAAAUAAAUCAAUUAACUUAUUUAAAAGUGUUUACCAAUUUAAUGUAAACUAUUGGAAAUGACCCUUUUCAAUAAGUUUAGUUGAUUCCCAAUAUAAAAGGGUAAAAUUGGUUUCGCUAAAUUAACCCAUUCACAUGAUGAAUAAUUAAAAUAAUCAACUUAAACAAGAA
This is a messenger RNA of Tetranychus urticae (two-spotted spider mite), 1674 nucleotides long. NCBI's taxonomy places the organism in Eukaryota, Metazoa, Arthropoda, Arachnida, Trombidiformes, Tetranychidae. The record is from RefSeq and is a predicted model, not a curated record.